GCGCUGCUGUCACGCUCCACAACCAACAGGCACAGAAUUCAAGGGAGGAAGUCACUGAGAUUGGGAACGAACAACUCCAGAGGUGCCAAAACACAAAACCAAAUCCAACCCAGACACGAAAGAAAGUCUGAAUACGGCUACUCGGCAUUGGGAGCAGUCAAUAUUUUAAAGUUUGGAGUAUGGACUAGAGGCGGCGAGUCGCAGCAGAUGGAGGCGGUGAGAAGUUUGGUGUUUGUCGGGGCCGUGCUACUCGGAGUGACGGGCGCGUUGGGCAGAGAAGUAUGCCUGGGUACGGAAAUGAAGCUGGCCCUACCCUCCAGCCUAGAAAAUCACUACGAGACCCUGAGGCUUCUCUACACCGGCUGCAAGGUCGUCCAUGGCAACCUGGAGAUUACUCACCUUCAUGGAAACCCUGACCUCUCAUUUCUACAGGGGAUCGUGGAGGUUCAGGGCUAUGUGCUUGUUGCUCAUGUAUCAGUGAGUGUGGUUCCUUUGGACAACCUCCAGAUCAUAAGAGGCAGCCAGACCUACAACUCCAGCUUCGCCCUGGCUGUGUUGGAUAACACUCUGGACGGAAGGGGUCUCCGCACCCUCAGGCUUCGUUCCCUUACAGAGAUCCUGUUGGGUGGGGUGUAUAUUUGGGGGAACCCUCAGCUUUGCUUCCCAGAUGCCCAGAACAUCAUUUGGAGGGACACUUUGUACGAGCAUAACAUCCAUGCAAGGCAACAACGGCUGCAGCAUCGAGCCCCCGAAUGUCCUAGUUGUGCCCCUGCGUGUCAGAAAAGCUGCUGGGGAGAAACUGCACAGGACUGCCAGAGCUUGACCCGUACUAAAUGUGCGUCGGGGUGUCAAAGGUGUAAAGGCCCCCUACCAAAUGACUGCUGUCACAUGCAGUGUGCUGCUGGUUGCACAGGACCCAAAGACUCAGACUGCCUGGCUUGCCGUCACUUCAACGACAGUGGUGUUUGUAAGGAAAACUGCCCUCCACCCACAAUCUACGACCCCGUCACCUUUCAGUCCAAACUCAACCCAAACAAGAAGUUCAACUUUGGAGCCACCUGUGUGAACACGUGUCCCUAUAACUAUCUGGCUAUGGAUAUGGCCUGCACUUUUUUUUGUCCUAAAGCCAACCAGGAAGUUAUCAUCACAAACCCUGACGGAGACGAGAUGCAGAAAUGUGAAAAGUGUGAAGGAGACUGUCCUAUAAUGUGUUAUGGUCUAGGUAUGGACAACCUCGGUGUCAUAGACAACCAUGGCAUAACCAUGGUGACGUCAUCUAACGUGGAGCAGUUCAACAAGUGUAAGAAGAUAUUUGGUAGCCUGGCCUUCCUCCCUCAAAGCUUUGCAAGGGACCCUGUGACCAACACAUCAGGCCUGACCCUCGAGCAGCUGAGCACGUUCAAGAAACUGGAGGAGAUAACAGGUUAUCUAUAUGUUGAAGCCUGGCCAGAAGAGUGGAGUGACCUGAGUGUGUUUGAGAAUCUGAAGGUGAUCAGAGGCAGGACGCUCUACAAGGGUGUGUUUUCACUUGCACUCCAAAAUCUUCACAUCAAAUCUCUGGGGUUGCGUUCACUGCAGAGCGUCAGUGGAGGUUUGGUCCUGUUGCACAACAAUUCCCAGCUGUGUUACACCAAUUCUCUGCCCUGGGAUAGGCUACUCCAUCCCACCCAGGGACCCCACCGCAUCAUCAGCAACAACCAGAAACCCCAACUCUGUGAGGCAGAGGGUCGUGUUUGUCACCCGCUGUGUAAGGGGGGCUGCUGGGGCCCCGGGCCCAGCCAGUGUGUGUCCUGCAGGACUUCCCAACGUGGUUCUGAGUGCAUUGAGCAGUGUGACAUCUUCCAGGGGUCUGUGCGUGAAUACACAGAUGGAUCUUUGUGCGUCCCCUGUCACUCAGAGUGUCGACCUCUAAACGGCUCUGCCUCCUGUCACGGCCCGGGUGCAGAUGAUUGUGAAGAGUGCAGAAACUUCCAGGAUGGCGACUUUUGUGUGGAUCAUUGUCCCAGCGGCAUAAAAGAAGAUCAGCAAACAGUAUGGAAGUACAGCAAUGCUACUGGACACUGUCUGUCCUGCAACACCAACUGCACUCUGUCCUGCACUGUGAUGGAUGAGAGGGGCUGCCCCGUUGACACCAGGACAGGACCGGGUACAACCAUUGCUGCUGCAGUGGGCGGUGUGGUGCUUUUCUUUAUCCUGCUGGCUUUGCUGGUCUUCUACCUGAGGAGACAGAAAAAGCUGAAAAGGAAGGAGACGAUGAGGAGGAUCCUGCAAGAACAUGAGCUGGUAGAACCUUUAACACCGAGCGGUGCCUCACCCAAUCAGGCUCAGAUGCGCAUCCUUAAGGAGACUGAGCUGAAAAAGCUCAGGGUGCUGGGUGCUGGGGCCUUUGGUACCGUUUACAAGGGAGUGUGGGCUCCGGAUGGGGAAAAUGUUAAGAUACCGGUUGCGAUCAAGGUGUUGCGAGAGAAUACAUCGCCAAAAGCCAAUAAGGAGAUCCUUGAUGAGGCUUAUGUGAUGGCAGGAGUGUUCAGCCCCUAUGUUUGUCGUCUGCUGGGGAUUUGUCUGACCUCCACGGUGCAGCUGGUCACUCAGCUGAUGCCGUACGGCUGCCUCCUCGACUACGUCAGAGAGAACAAAGACCGUAUCGGCUCCCAGUUUCUCCUCAACUGGUGUGUCCAGAUUGCGAAGGGGAUGAGUUAUCUGGAGGAAGUCCGGCUGGUCCACAGAGAUUUGGCUGCUCGUAACGUUCUGGUGAAAAACCCAAACCACGUGAAGAUCACCGACUUCGGUCUGGCCCGAUUGCUCGACAUAGACGAGACUGAAUAUCACGCUGAUGGAGGAAAGGUGCCGAUUAAAUGGAUGGCCCUUGAGUCCAUUCUGCACAGGAAGUUCACACAUCAGAGCGACGUGUGGAGCUACGGGGUGACGGUCUGGGAGCUGAUGACGUUUGGUGCUAAACCCUACGAUAUGAUCCCAGCGAGAGAAAUCCCGGAUGUUUUGGAAGGAGGAGAAAGGCUUCCCCAACCUCUCAUCUGCACCAUCGAUGUCUACAUGAUCAUGGUCAAAUGUUGGAUGAUUGACCCAGACAGCAGGCCGAGGUUCAAAGAUCUGGUCAAUGAUUUCAGUGCCAUGGCAAGAGAUCCACCUCGCUUUGUAGUUAUUCAGAACGAUGAGCAGAUGAGCUUGUCCAGCCCAGUGGACAGCCAGUUCUUCCGGAUGCUUCUGGAAGAGGAAGGAAACAAUAUGAGGGAACUGCUGGAUGCAGAGGAGUAUCUGGUGCCUCAGCCAAACCUGUUCCCCAGGACUCAAACAGACGGGCCUCAAGCCAACGGGCCAUCAAGACACCAAUCAUACAGGCAGAGCAGAGAUCAGGGCUUAGAUAUCGAUCCUUUCAUCCCCAACGGUCCUCGAAGCAUUUACUCGUCUCUAAGCACUCUGGGCCGUAGCCAGUACCCAACCUUACCUUCAGGAGCCAGCACAUCAAACGGCCUGUGGACUUCUCAGUACCCGACACUGGCUCGAAGUCCCUCAGCCGGGGGCCAGUCUGACUCGGUCUUCCUUGACGAAUCUCCAGACGACCCCUCCAUACCCCCGGCCAGCCCUGGGCGCUACAGCAAAGACCCCACCUACUCCAACGGAAGUCAGGGGGACCUGGAGACGGAUGGGCCAGUGCAAAAUGGCUUUCAUCUUCCAAAUCAUCUUCACCUCUCACUGCCCAGGCGGAGUCAUGGGUAUAAUCAUAAUCAGGCUUUGCCAGAAUAUGUAAACCAGGAGAUUCAGGAUCCUAGGCCAGUGAUUCUCGAGCGUCCCACCACGCUGCCUCGAAAAGGUUCCAGAGCAGACCGGCGCCUCCCAAACGGCCUGAGCUCUGGUCACAGCGUUGAAAACCCAGGAUACCUGGUCCCCGGAAGUACUGGGGCCUCUACUUCUCCAGCCUUUGACAACCCAUACUACCUGGACCUCGUGGCCAAAGCUAGAGCUGUAGCUGGGGCUGCAGGGCUUGACGCCGCAGAGGCACCGGGAAGGGACAGAAGACUUCAAAGGCAUGUGAAUGGGUUUGUGACCCCCACGGCAGAGAAUCCAGAGUAUCUGGGAUUAGCGGACACCUGGAGUGGAUACACCUGAGGGGGACGAACAGCACGAUGAACUCAAGAUGAGUCACAGAUUGUGCUCUACCGAGGGGAACCCAGGAGCGAGAGAAAGGGAAGACGAGUAGUUUGUGUGUCAGAAAUGAGCUGGGUAUGUGAUUGAGUCUAAGAACAGUAUGUGCAUAUGGAAGUGCAUCUUUCAUUGUUGAAAGAACACAAACCGGUUGAGCUCUGGAAAACAAAUCACCAAAUCACCCAGCCGUGACGCACCACGAGUCAACAGUGUAGCAUUAAUCUGGUGUCUGUGGCAUCAUUUGUAUUCCUGUCUUCCUCUCAGCCUCUCUCUAAAUGACUGUAAGUUCAUUCAGCCUGUGUUUAUGACUCAGAACUUGACGAGCAAGAUGAGUUCACAUCUGUCAAAACUGACCACAGUACAAAAUGUCUAAUUAGCACAGAAUCCAACGUUGAACUGGGCUAACAAAAGCUGAUUUCUUUCACUGAAAUGUCUGCGGUUGUUUCUAUUACAUGUGAAGCCUUUUUGGAUUCCCUUCGGCUCCCUGAUGUUUGUCUUGAUGCGCUAAUAACCCCAGCUAAAAGAAGAAAAACACUUUUUAUAUUCUGUUGUAUAGAAUAUAUUUAUAUAGCAGAGUCACGCAUUCUAGGUGAUGCUUAGUAUUCUGGUCACUUUGUCUGACCUGAUGGGGGUCUUCAACACACUCAAAAGCCAUUUUGUUUUUCCCAGAGAAGGCCCUGCAGCCCAUCUGGCCAGUGAAUUUGCUCCCUGAAAGAAAGGCAUCCUGUAUGGAGAAGACAGAGGCAUUGUGUCGCACUGAUGUAUGUGGUGGUUAGUGUCUGCUGCUGCAGCUACUUUGUGGUAAGGCACAUGAGAUACAAGGUACGAGCAGAGUUUUGAAGCUGGUACGAGCAGAGUUUUUUAAGCUGCAAACCUCAUUUUUGUUUUGUUGUUUAAAUGCAAAGUGAACUGGUGGAGUAACAGCCAACUUUUCAGGCAACGCAUGUUGACAUAAUAAGACAUAAAGAAGAUUUAGUGUGUUUAAAAUCAUGUACAAUGCACUGGAACAGAAUACUGCGUAUGCUGCCUGAGUUGUAAGCCUUCUUGUUUUUGUGGCCUUUUACUGUGCAAGAAAGCACUACAAGCUAUUAGUGAGUAUAUCGCACAAAAAGUGAAGAAUUAGCAUGUGGACAUACAUGUGUUUCCUACCCUUAAUUGAACAAAGAGCAGAUCACUUUUUUGUAAAAGUGAGCAAUGCACCAGACACUGAAGCUGAAAGUGAAUCUGAGGAGUUAGAGAACAUUGCUCUGCUCAGUUUGGAUAAUCAAUGCAUGGCUCAAAUUCCACUCAGCGAGAACACACUGGAAUCCCAGUUAAUAAUCAACAGCCUUUUUUUAAGAGGACAUUUUUUCAUGUUAGCUGGAAUUGGGCGGAGAUGGUGGGCAGGGGGGGGGGGGGUGUAGAGUGAUUCAAAGGAGCCAUUGUCAGGCCCUUGUGUCCUUGUUGUAAAGUCAGUGCUCUCACAACUGGCACAUCCCAAACAUCUGACGUCACAGCUUUGAAAAGUAAGACGAGUGUGUGGCAGAAAUCUUUAGAGGGGCUAAAAACAAUAGACUGGGUUUUAAGAAAUGUUCUCGUACAGGUUUUGAAGAAUUUUGUUCCAGAAAGUUAUUUAUGGAAAAAAAAAAAUAGCAGAUUUCAUUUGAUCAUUUCCUUCUGAAGAAUAUGUUUUAAUAAAAACAUAUCUGGCCUAAGUUACCAUCUGAUGACCUAGAAUAAAAUUAUUAUAAUUAUUGAAUAAAAAAGACCAUACUUUUUAAAUUUAUAAUUACUAGACAUUAUAAAAAAUUGUGGAUAAUGUCAUUAAGUUAAAUAAAACCCUCAAUAGGUUGCUGACCUCGAUCCAAAGACGUCAAAUCUCCAAAAUCUUCUGUGGACAAAAGCAGGAAUUAGAUGAUGAUAAUGUAUUUUUACAUUCUAUGAUAUUUUGAAAAGAUACAAAAACCUUAAAGGAUCAUUUAACUCAUGUUGUAAUUAAAAUGCACCUCCUGAAAUAAAACUCUUGUACCACUAAAUUCUUAACAUUUCCAAAAGUAUAUUUCCAAAACCUGUGAGUUGGAGGAUUAAAGGCUUCUAUUCUGGUGUUCUAAACAUUCAAAAAGUACUUACAAAAGAUAUUCACUGGAUCAAAGUCACAUUUUAGCACAUCUCACACAUGUUCCCAUUUCCUUAAAAAUGUGAUAGUUUUCAAGUAUAUUAAAAAACCACUACCUAACACACAAUCACAUUUAAUGUCCUUGUUUUUACACUGAAUACACUGCAGAAUCUCUUCGAUGAGUACUGGGCCGAUCUCUGUCAACAUUUAUUCUUUCUCUGUUGUUUUUGUUCCUUUGAUAUAAAACCCUUAAUUCGGUACAGAGCCUCAGGACUGGCCUUGACCAGAGUCAGGUGUCCCUGUUGAAGUGAACUUGUUGUUUUGCCCUUUUUAAGUUAUAUGAUUGAGCAGAAGAGUAAACUUGAAUGUAAAAAGGGGUCUGUGCCUAUUUUUGAUUAAUUCUGUUAAACAUGUACAAAAAUUCUUGUUAAUAAGUCUCGAACAUGUUUUUCAUCCAGGAGUUAGCCCAAGAGGAAGGAACUGUUAACCAACAGGUGUGUGUCAGGGGUUACACAUUAACUAUCUAUCAUUUGUCUUUAGAAGCUAAAGUAUUUUUUGUACUUUUCAUGUGAAUAUUUUGAUACCAUUCACAGUUUGUGUGAUUUUGACAGAACAUGAAUAAUAACUUUUGGAGGGAGUUUUUUUUUUAAUGCAUCCUUUACUCUGUGGUCAGUAAGUCCCAUAAUGUAAAUGUGUAUUUUAUAUAUAUAUAAAUAAAAACAAUCCUUUUGGUAGCUAAUUUGAUUGAACACAUUGUGACCAGUUGCUCUACUAUGGAUGGAGGGGAGAUACAUAAAGAACAUAUUUUAUGAAGAAAUGGUCAUUUUAUAUUGAAUUGUUGUUUUAUGUUAUGUGUGCCAUUAAAAAUAUAUAAAAACACAUAA
Molecule: messenger RNA, 7140 nt
Organism: Labrus mixtus (cuckoo wrasse)
Lineage: Eukaryota; Metazoa; Chordata; Actinopteri; Labriformes; Labridae
Gene: erbb2
Product: erb-b2 receptor tyrosine kinase 2
Exons: 27
Coding region: 208-4125 (1305 amino acids)
Biological process (GO): positive regulation of MAPK cascade; protein phosphorylation; multicellular organism development
Cellular component (GO): basal plasma membrane; signaling receptor complex
Molecular function (GO): transmembrane receptor protein tyrosine kinase activity; ATP binding
Source: RefSeq, a predicted model, not a curated record